Suillus paluster is the source of this 1091-nucleotide messenger RNA. RefSeq lists its product as uncharacterized. The transcript has a single exon. Lineage: Eukaryota; Fungi; Basidiomycota; Agaricomycetes; Boletales; Suillaceae. The annotation marks the transcript as partial. The record is from RefSeq and is a predicted model, not a curated record.
CUCGACGUGCACGACAACUUCAGCAUGUCCACCACGUCCUCGCUGGCAGGUGACCUCGCGAAGCUUACGGUUCCCCAGCUCAAAGCGUUGUGCAAAGAAUGCCGCAUUGUCGGGUAUUCAAAACUCGGAAAAGCUGCUCUCCUCCAGAAAUUAACCGAUAAUAAUGUCCACAACCCUCAGCCCGCGAUUCCGAUCCAAGCAAUAUCGACAUCAGAAAUAACAGUACCAGUUGAACACACAAGCCACCCAGCUUCAAGCCUAGCUCCUGCACUCUCGAUUGGAGUUACAAGUUUUCUCGAUCCCACUCACGAUACACAGACAGCACACAAAGACUCAACCCCUAAUAUAUCUGCAAAACUAUUUCCCCAACCCAAAACACUGCCGGCGUCUUGUAUAGUGGGUCCCUCAGCUGCCACUGUCCGCCAUUCAUCAACAACAGUUGUCGCUGCAUCAAGCCCUGACGUCCAGGCUCCCGACGAGAACCAUGGCACGAAACGACCCCGCGUCUCUGCUAUCUUUAAGUCUGCAAAAAGGCAAAAGCCUUCUCCUGUAAAUGCUGCAUCUAUCUGGGAUGCCGACUCCUCGACCUCCACGACUCAGCCAUCCACGUCUGCUGGAACCCUCAAAUUGCAUACUGGUCUGAUAUCUGUCACCGAAUCGGCGGCUGAGGGUCUUCCACGCAACUCGAGCGUCUCUUCAAAAGCAGUACCUAUCGUGGCUCAGCUUCGAGAUGCCCAGCUCGUCCAGAAAGAGUCCACAACAAACCGUCAAGGCCGAUUCAAACCUCUCGUUUUCACAAGGAUUCCGAUUGUGGCUAGUACUCCAGUAAUUUCGCAGAAAGCCACUGCCCUCAACGACCACUCGGCCGACGAAACUACUUGCACACCCUCAGAUACCUUUAGCUUUGAGGCCGCCCCCCUUUCGACACCAUCCUUCGUGAACAUCACAUUUCCGCCUAAGCUAUCCGACAGGAAACAGGUUCAAAGAUGGGCAAUAAUCCUAGCCGCGCUCUCUGAUCAAGAUCGUCAUAUUUGCGUCCUAGUUUCUCGGGCAUUUCGCUAUGCAGGUAACAUGACGCUGGGUAUCCGGAG